Molecule: messenger RNA, 1635 nt
Organism: Schizophyllum commune H4-8
Lineage: Eukaryota; Fungi; Basidiomycota; Agaricomycetes; Agaricales; Schizophyllaceae
Exons: 4
Coding region: 1-1635 (544 amino acids)
Source: RefSeq, a predicted model, not a curated record
AUGCCCCGUACUGACCUGAUUCGCAGUCGCAUAAAGCAGCUUGCUUCGCUGCUGACGGUGCCAUCGGGUUUCCCGGACUACCUCCUCGGAGCGUCAUCCGGAAUCAACUCAAGCAAGCCCUUCGCGCGAUGCCACUGGAAAGCCUGGCUCGGAGAAUUCACCUGGAUACCCAAAGACGAAGAGCCCCUCUUGCGAGACAGCAUACUCCAUUGCAUUCGCCCUCGAUCUGGCUUCAUGGAUUGGCUGGAGCUUCUCCUACCACAGAAUGGGCACUUUACUCAUGUGCCGCUAGAGAUUUUCUUUCUCUGUACGGACGUGCUUGCUCUCCUACAUGGCUUGGAGGUCGAUCUUGCACUGGACAUCACGCAGGCCGCGCGACUCCAUAUCUUGGUAUUCAAAAUGUGGCUUGAUCCUCCAUCUCUCGACGCGUUUCGUUCAUCGGGAAAGCACGAGCAGUAUCACGACCGUGUCACAGCAAGCCUAGUGUUCAUGAUGGGCAAAGUGCUGUCACGGCAUGAGCAGACCCCGUCCGCCAAAUCGAGAGCGAGAGACGGAAUAAUCGAAGCACUGCUCAUCUAUUCCGGACACCGCCCGCGUCGGCUCUUUCGUCACUUCGUUCGAAGCACGACCCGAAUCCUCAUGACGCCCAUAGACCCCACCAGAUGCGCCGAGCGCUACAUCUUUUUCAUCCGCUGCUGCAUCGCCAACUACAUCGUUAUCCAAAAUCAUGCGCGAGACGUCGUCAGAGACCUCGUCGCAAUGGUCCGCUUCAUCGGUCGGCGGUUUGGGGAUAGAGGGCACGGCGCGGCGUGCGAGGCCUGCGGGGUCCUCUACCAGAUCUGGUACACGGAAAAGGAUAGCGGAAGCCGGGCGCUCUGCUGGGCACUUCGCGCGGGCAUCCUGCCCCUCAUCUUAUCCCUACGUCGACAGGGCUCAGACGAUAGCCUCACAACUGCACUCAACUUCAUCGCGGAGCGCUCGAUCAGCGUACCCGUCGCGCGUGCGCUGAGAGUGGGCGGAUAUGGAAUCUCGUGCGCAGAGGCGGGUAUACCGGAGCCCUUAGCGACAGCCUUGACCGAGUGCUUUGUCGAGCGACCGUCGCUGCAGCAGAGGCUCAUGGGUCGGAACUGCAGCUAUGAGGAGUGUCCUGCGGGACCAUCAGCCAUCCACUCUCGCGUGUACCGCUGCACAUGCUUCAAGAAUUACUGCUCCGCCGCAUGUCAUCAAGCGGACUGGCCAGAGCACAAGAAGGACAGGCAUGCGCCCGAUUUGCCGUCGGGUCCUCAGGAGAUUGUACUGGAAGGCGAACUCACGUCCUCCGACGCCUACUUCACCAUGCUGUGCGCCGAUAGUUACUUUUGUGCUUACGUCGCUCAGCUCCUCGAUGAGGCCCGACAGCUUCCUCUGCCGAAGGACGCAACGCUUCAGCCGCUAUAUACCAUAAAGCUCGACUUCACGGUAGUGCCUAUGCGACAUUACAUAUCCGUCGCCGAGGGAGAGGAGUAUAUGACCGAGCCGAUGGUCAAUGUUCUGGCUGGGGUCAACUCGUCGGUGGGGAGAUGGCAUGUGGCGAUCGUCGACGUGCACAUUGAGCCGCUAUCGGCGCUGUACAAUAUGACCCUCGGUGUGAUAUAG